Raphanus sativus (radish) is the source of this 2436-nucleotide messenger RNA. RefSeq lists its product as uncharacterized. The transcript has 4 exons. NCBI's taxonomy places the organism in Eukaryota, Viridiplantae, Streptophyta, Magnoliopsida, Brassicales, Brassicaceae. Bases 209 to 2311 code for a protein of 700 amino acids. The record is from RefSeq and is a predicted model, not a curated record.
UUUCCCUCUGAUUAAAAAGAAGCCCUUUUGUUGUGUAUCAGAAGUCUUCCCCCAAAUAGCUGCUGCUGCUGCUGCUGCUGCGACUGUUAGAUUCAGAAGAUUCUCCGGCGAACCUAACUCUCCGGCGAAGCUUAGAGAAAUGUUUCUAAUUCGAGCUACCUCCUAACAGGUUACAGGGUAAGGAAAAGCCAAGGAGACAGCUUUAUCUAUGAGAAGACUCGUUCCUGUAGAAAUGUCCAAGGAGAUUGAACACAGACAUAGCUCUUCUAGUAAUGUCGUUGCUAAACUAAUGGGUCUAGAGACCACAGCCUCACCGCGUAGCAGCAGAUCCAGAACCUCUUCCUUGGAUAAUAGUCACGAAGCUCGCAAGUUUCAUGGAUAUGAAAUGUGGGUAUCACUGCCUCAUAAGGAGAACAAAGGACGACAACAGUGUGAUAGCAAAAAGCUGGAUCUUGUUCGUCGCAAGUUCAUGGAAGCCAAACGCCUUGUUACAGAUGACAAGCUUCACGGGUCCAAGGAGUUUCAAGAAGCCCUCCAAGUUUUGAGUUCCAACAAAGAUUUAUUCGUCGAGCUUCUACAGGAAUCAAACUCCUUCCUUUCUCAUGACCUUUCCGACUUUCAACCUGUUUCUCCUCAUCCGGAUGCUAAGCGCAUUACGGUUUUGAGACCUUCCAAGGCUCAGGGAUGUGUGGUUCAAGAUAGCAGAGGCAAGCAGGUUAAGAAGACGCAGGAAACUGCUCAGACAACUCGAAUAGUGGUCUUGAAGCCUAGUCCAGGGAAGGGUCUAGAUAUUAAGGCUAUUUCUUCUUCAUCGCCUCCUUCCUUUUUCGGUGAGGAUGGAGAUGCUGAGACUAGACAAGUGGCCAAGGAAAUUACACGCCAAAUACGUGAAACUUUCAGAGGACACUGCAGGAACGAGACUCUUUCGUCUUCUUCUUCUUACUCUGUCUUGUCCAAUGGCUAUCUCUGUGAUGAUGGUUCGUUGAACGCAGGAAACUCUGAGAUCAUGUCACUAUCCUCUAGGCAUUCAUGGGACUGUGCCAACAGGUUUGAAGCUCCUUUCUCUUCCUCUUCGUUCAGAAGAGUCUCGUUUUCUCCAGAGUCAUCUGUCUACAGAGAGGCAAAGAAACGGCUUUCUGAAAGAUGGGCAAUGAUGUCACUAAACGGAGACGCACAUCAACAACAAAAAAACUUGCCAAAGGUCUCAACCGCUUUGGGAGACAUGCUUGCUCUUUCGGAGACCAAAGUACCAACCAGAUGUAGUGAAGAGAGCAACAAAGCGAAAGCAGAAUCGAGAAGAUCAGUUUCAUGCAUAGGCAGUGGUCUAGAUCAAGAAGAAAGCGCAAGCGAUUUUCCUUUGAAUACCCUUGAAAGGUCACAAUCAGUCCCUGAGAUUAGACUCAAUGGUGGAACUUCAAAAGCACAAGCUCACCGAGAGCUUACCGAGUCAAGAAGCUUAAAAUCAUCUUGGAAAGUUCCAAGCUUGUUCUUCUUUAGGAAUAAGAAAUCAAACAGGGAGAAGACUGAUGCACUGACUCAACUGGCUAAGCCCACUGAUGCAUUACAAAGAAGAAGUAUUUUUACAAGCGAGGGAGAAGUAACUAUACUGAAUGAAAACCAGGACCAGCCGAGUCCAGUUUCGGUUUUACAGCAUCCUUUGGAAGAGGAGCAUGUGGGAAAUCCAGAAUGUUCUGGGUCAACAAAGCCAUGGACUAGUCAUGGAGAAGAAAUGUCUCUGAAAUCUAGCCUGAUCGACAAAUCACCUCCAAUAGGAACAAUCGCUCGGGUUUUCUCAUGGGAAGAUGAGUCAUACACAGACAUAACUAAACCUGGAACUGGAAUCAAGGAAGAUGAAGACUGGUAUUACUUCAUCAAAUCUCUCUUACAAGCAUCCGGUUUCAGCUGCAGUGACCCGCUUAUGACCCUGUGGCACUCACCGGAUAGUCCUUUGGACCCAUCAUUAAGAGACAAGUUUGCCAACAAGGAACCCAUCAAACGAAGGAACCAGCGAUCAAACCGCAAGCUUGUCUUUGACUGCGUCAAUGCCAUCAUAACAGUGAGAAUAUCAACAGCUGCACGCACUGGCUUGACUUCAGGAUUCGACAUGGUGGAACAUGUUUGGACAGAGUUUAAGGAGUGGAUGGUUCAGGACUCUAACAACUUGGAAGAAGAAAGUUUGGUGAGGGAAGAGGUGGUCGGAAAAAUGUGGAGCCAUAAUCUGCAAGUGGAAGUGAACAACUUGGGGAUUGAAAUUGAAGUGAUAUUGUUGCAUGAGCUUGUUGAAGAGGCAGUCUUUGAUCUCACUCAAUGAAACAUUGUAUAUAUGCAUUCAUAUAAUUUACUAUUUAGGCAAGUGUUUUGCAUUCAUGAAACAUAUUGAUGAUAUAAUUUAUGAAAUAGUUUAACAAAUUAUUAAUUUACAUUUUGGUUAUUAUU